CUUCUAAUAUCAACAACUUUAAUAACUUAGAGUUAACAAUAAACAUUAACUACACGACUUAAAUGUUACACUCCCUAGUUGACAUUUAAAAGAUUAUUGUAACAUUAACAUAAAUACAAGAUGGCUAUGCGUGCUGAACCAGACGUGGACCUCGAAGGGGUGUCAGAUGUGGAAGCCACGAUCGACUUCACAAACCCCAAAGACUUCACUAAGACCGUGCAAUCGUUCUUUCUCAAUGCGAACGCCCGCGACCCUGUUGGAGACCACACUGUUCUAGUCACAGGAUACCCAAAUAAAUGGUUUAACCCCGACAACGACAAAUCCACUCUGGUACCAGGAGCACACAAAGCCUUAUACUACCACAAUACUGAGAUCCUUCUCCUAACAAUGUUAGGACUCCCACAUGAAAUCGCCGCGAGGGAGUUUAGCAACAGCUUUAUCAUCAAGAUCGACGCAAUGGGAUGCCGUGAUGAUAUUAUGUCAACAGGGGGGGCGACGAGGUCAAUGAGCAACAUAAGCAAAGAGCCUGAUGCUUCGUGGGGCCCAGAUACAGCUCUCCCUCCUACCAACUCGACCUUCAUAUUAGAGGCCGGUGCAUCAGAGAGUGGUCGGGCCUUAGGCCGUGAUGCCAAAAUAUGGCUAGAACACGAGGAAUCUCACGUUACGCAGGUGAUAACGAUAAAGAUCUCCCGGCGGCAACCAGAGAUCGUAUUUACAGUCUGGAAGAGGGGCCGAGAACACGGAGACACUAGAGCUAACCAUCCACUGCGGGCAGUGGUGGAUCAGCAAAUCCAGGUUACGUUGCAGGAAGGGAGACCUGUCACUGAUGGGAUGCUGCGACUGUCUUUCGAGGAGAUAUUCGAGCGACCACAGCAGCUAGGAACAGCAGAGGGGGAUCUAACUUUCUCCACUCGCGAGCUCGGAGCCAUAGCGAGAAAGGUGUGGCGACGGAUGGGAAACGACAUUGAGUGAUGGGCGCGAAUUCGCGCCCACCACUCAAUCCCCGUCACGGUAUUUGGAGAUUUGGAGACGAUCUCGCUCAGUUUCGGGGAUUUCGCCUGGACAACCGCCCAGCACUGACACAGCCGCCUACCGUCGCAUCCAUCUCCAACCAAUCACAUGACUCCAAUCCCACCAAAUCCCCAAUUCGCCCCAUAAUUCAUCGAUUACCGUGGUUAUCCGUCGGUAAAGAGUCCAUCUCCACCCUGUCCAUUACACUCCAUUACCCCGCAAAGGACGUGUUUCCCCAACAAUCACCAUACAAUAACCAUACAAGCCAUACAAAGCACCCAGCCAUUCACCCCGUCUAACUGACAUCGUUACCCCGUUUAGGAAGUUAUUUGCGGUACCUCCGCGGCUUCGGCGAAAGAAAUAGCUUGCAGGUAACGGUAAACUGUGGCCAGCCACUUGUCUUUAGUAUUGUGGACUUUGUUUCUGGGCGAAUAAAGCUCUAUCCCGCUCCCUGCUACUCGUAUAGUCUCUUUCUCCCCUCCUCCUCUGCUCCUUCCCCUUCUCACGUCUUUCUCUCCCUCUCUUCAUCUUCAGCUUCAGCUUCAUCUUUUACCUCUCACCUACCUAUCCCGGUAACUCACAAUGCGUCGCUCCAUCGCCCGCAGCGUCCCCGCGCUCGCCUCCCGCGCCAGGCCCUCCCUCACCCCUCGCCUCGCCGGCCUCUCAACCACAACCCCAAUCCAAGCUUCCAAGCCCACCAUCCGCACUCUCCACAUCACCUCGCGCUCCCAGCAAGCCUCCUCCGCCGGCGUGAAGCUCACCUCCACCACGACCUCCUACCCAACUUCGCACGAGAAGAUCCAGAACCCCGUCGACACCCCCUUCUUCAUCGACAACAAGUUCGUCGCCUCCACGACGAGCGAGUUCAUCGACCUCCACGACCCCGCCACCAACAACCUCGUCACCCGCGUCCCGCAGAACACCGACGAGGAGCUCCGCGCC
Messenger RNA from Pseudogymnoascus verrucosus, 1953 nucleotides. RefSeq lists its product as uncharacterized. NCBI's taxonomy places the organism in Eukaryota, Fungi, Ascomycota, Leotiomycetes, Thelebolales, Thelebolaceae. Bases 121 to 972 code for a protein of 283 amino acids. The transcript has a single exon. The record is from RefSeq and is a predicted model, not a curated record.